AUGCUCCUUGUACUUAAUUCAGGAGCUGCUAACAUCAAACUGUCAAUGGAGCAUAUGAUAUCUAAUAAGACGAUGGAGCGAAACCCGGGAGGAAGAAGAAAAAGAAGUUUUCGUUGGCUAGAUGAUAACGAAAACGAAAACCUAGGUAUUGCUGGAUCGAGAGGAACGGCCGCAGACAGCGAAGAACCGGUUUUAAAGAAAACGUCAAUGAGUAAAGAGAUAUUUCAAAUAGACCUGCCCAAUGGGAAAUUUACCAAUUAAUGCACUGAUGAAAAUAAAGGAGCAGUCAAAAAAAUUCAUCUCAAUGUUUGUAAUUUUGACCAUUCGUUCAUAUAUUGUUGACUAGAAUAAUCAGAUUCAAUUUUAUAAAGAAUUACUUAGAAUUUAU
Messenger RNA from Nezara viridula (southern green stink bug), 388 nucleotides. Lineage: Eukaryota; Metazoa; Arthropoda; Insecta; Hemiptera; Pentatomidae. The record is from the annotation of a GenBank genome assembly.